Molecule: messenger RNA, 1110 nt
Organism: Mesorhabditis spiculigera
Lineage: Eukaryota; Metazoa; Nematoda; Chromadorea; Rhabditida; Rhabditidae
Source: the annotation of a GenBank genome assembly
AUGCGGCUGCUGCUGCUCCUGCUUUUGGCGGCCAUUUUUGGCCAGGUCGCGCCGAAGAAGAUGUCCGAGAUGGCCGAGAAAGUAGACUACCAACAAUGCAUCCUGCCGCUCGACGAAAAUGAGAAGAAGCCGGCUAAUAUCACUGUGGCGGGAGUGACGACGGGCUGUUUCUACUACGAGGCUUCGCUCAAGGCCAUUGAGACGGCAUCAGCCCUGGUGCGCAAGUAUGAAGUCAACCACGAGAGCUUCCAUAUGCUGUCUCGGGAUAAGAAGGACUGCCGCGGUGUCAAGGUUUUUGUCAUUCCUGUGGAUGUGUACGAGCGCCAUGGUUACACCGUCAAGAACCUGCGGGUGGUCGUGCGGCAAAUUCAGGAUCGGCUGCAGUUUUACUACAUGCUCCAAAUGCCGGACGAGCUGUUCCCGAACAAGUAUCGCGCCAAGGCUAAUUUGUUAGUGAAACAUGGGCGUACCUACCUGUACGCGUCGAACCGUGAUGACGUGGCGUGGUCGGCGAACAGUGUGCGCGUCAUCGACUUGUACGAGCUGCUGAUGGACGCCAAUCGCACAAAAAUCGUGAACGUGCAGCCGGUGCCGGCCUACUACAGCGCCAUCGCCCUCACCCACGAGUUCGCCGCCAUUUACGACGGGACCGUCAUUCUCCAGCGAAUGGAAUCCGGCUGCGAUCGGUUCUUCGGGCACCCGGUCUACUAUGAGGAUGAUUGGUACUCGGCCGUCAAAUUUGCCGAAUACACCAUCGGCCGACGGCCAUUGGAUGCACUGUUCCCCCAAAAGCGGAUGCUUUCUGCAAGCAACGACGUAGUGGGCGACAUGGGCCGUUAUCAGCUGUACGGGCUGGCGGUGGCGUUCUUCGUGAUCAUCUACUUUGUGCGCCACGUGCCCCAGAUCAUCGACUGGUGGCGGAGGAGGCGCAGCGGGCGCGAGCUGUACGCCCGCCGGCGCCGCCAAGGCCUGCUCGCCCAGCAGCAGCAAAGCGACGGCGAGAGCGACGAGCGCCUCGCCAAGGCUGGUUACCCGGAGCAGCCCAGUCCCGAGAUGUCCAGCGAGCACGAUCAGCCGCAACAGCCAGGCGCCACGAACCGGAAGACGGCC